Molecule: messenger RNA, 1576 nt
Organism: Ricinus communis (castor bean)
Lineage: Eukaryota; Viridiplantae; Streptophyta; Magnoliopsida; Malpighiales; Euphorbiaceae
Exons: 3
Coding region: 266-1174 (302 amino acids)
Source: RefSeq, a predicted model, not a curated record
AAGGAAAUUGAAACUUUUCUCUCCACGCGUUUGGUUUUCGAGAAAGUGACACAGCUCGGGAAAAUUUUCUCUUUUUCUUUUUUCUCGAGAAAAAAAUAGAACCAAACCCUAUAACCAUUGUCUUAAUUUCCCCGAUGAACUCUUAACAAUCACCCUCUCUCAUCAUCUUGACGGCUAGAUCCCUCCUCCGGCGAUCCUCCGGUGACCGAUCUGACCGGCGAGAGAUCACCUUUUUGUCUUUUCUAUCUCUAGCUACACACAGUAAAUGGACCAUUAUGACUUGCAAGCACAGAGAAGGGAAAUGAAGCAUAAAGGAAGAAAUGUUGUUUGGUCUAUUGCUAUGGACAAGUGUCUCAUUGAAGCUCUUGCUGUUCAGGCUAGAAAUGGAAACAAAAUAGACAAAUGUUUCAAUGAGAAUGCAUAUACUGCAGCUUGUUUUGCUGUGAACUCCCACUUUAACUUGAACUUGAACAAUCAAAAAGUUGUUAAUCGUCUUAAGACAAUUAAGAAGCGGUACAAGGUUAUAAGGGAUAUGCUAAGUCAAGAUGGGUUCAGGUGGAAUCCCAAUACAAAGAUGAUUGAGUGCGAUAGUGAUGAUCUUUGGAAGAGAUACAUUGCAGCACAUCCUGAUGCGAAAGGAAUUCGGGGUAAGCAGAUUGAGAUGUAUGACGAACUGAAAAUCGUUUGUGGAAAUUACCAAGCCCCUAGUCGUUGGGCUAAGAUGAAAGAUGGAGGUCAUGUAGCAAAGAAUUUUGAAGAAGAUUCUCCUUCAUAUCUUUCGCCAAGUUCAGAAGAUGUGAGCGAGACUGAUGGAACAGAAUCAUAUACUGGACCACCAGAUUGUAUCCCAGAUGGUAGUCAGGACCCUCCUCUGAUCCAGCCUAUGAGACAACUCCCUAAACGAGCCCGUGGGUCAGAAGCUCUUCAAGAUGCAAUGUUGGCAGUGGCAUCAAGCAUUCGUCGUUUAGCUGAUGCAAUGGAGCAAAGCAAAACUGCCAUCAAUGCCUCAGAACUAUUACGCGCGGUAAUGGAGAUUGAUGGCUUAGAAGAGGCUAAACAAAUGUAUGCUUUCGAAUAUCUGAAUGCUGAUCCCAUUAAAGCCAGAGCUUUUAUGACAUAUAAUGCUCGAAUGAGGAAAGUUUAUUUAUUUCGACAGUUUUGGUGGUGGAAGUGACACUUUCAUGUAUAGUUUGCAAAAUUGUGAGAGAACUGUUUCUUGGAUGUUUACACAUUAAACCUUAAUUGAUGUUUGAAGGUGAAUGUACAGAUAUUUGAUGAUCUCAGGAUGAAAAUUUAGAGCUAGAAGCUGGUAUUGUAGAGACAUUCGCCAGCACCUUUACUGCAUCUUCUUUUGAGUGAAGCGAGCACUUACUGUAAGAUCAUCUGGUCUCUUUCUUGCUUUAUCCUUUUAAAGAGGUCAGGAAUUGCUCUUUGUUCUCUUAAUUUAGGGUAUAGCUGCUGAAAUUCGGUGGCCCCGUGGAGUUCACUGUGCUAAUUGGUUUUAAUGGAACAUCAUAAUGUCUAAUACUCAAAUUUUUGUUGCUUUUGAUUAUUAUUUUCAUCAGUGAUGAAGUUC